AUGUCCCUCUUGUUCAAGGAACUAAUGAAAACCAGGUGGGAUAGCUCAGACCCCGAGAGGGCACCACCGCCGCUCCCACUCAACCCUCAGUCUCCCGGUGUCUCUAGAGCAGGCACCUCGAGUGCGAUCCAGUCUGCUCAUGCCGCCUUGCAGGAAAAGGCCCGCGAGAGUGCUAACCUGGUACCACACAUCCCCAAGCGCGCCGCCGGUGAGCCUUCUCCAGAGAGGACCGAGAGGCCCCCUCUGCGCAACGCGGCUACGGCUGUGUCACAUCGCCGUCUGAAUUCCCUGCAGAACAGCACUGUCAAGGAUAUUAGUUUGAUGCUUGAGAGUGGUCACGUCCCCAAUACAUCAGCCUCACGAUCACCAGAGAAACACGACUUUAAGCACGACUUCAAGUUCGACAGCAAGCUCGAUACCAGGUUUGACAAGUACGACAAACAGGAAAACACCAAGCACGACAAGCACGAGAGCAAGUACGAGAGCAAAUACGAGAGGCCAUCCACCCCUACGAGGAGUCGCGAGAACCACGUCGAGUUCAAGGACGAAAAGGAAGACCUCCUAAAACCCGCCCCCACCAUGGGUUCACCACGAACGGGUCCCAGUUUGACCCCCGGCGGCAUCCUGCGCCAAACCAACAGCACCAGCGGCAUGCGGCGACCACAUCAGAGCAUUCUUGGCGAGAACACCCCUCCCCAGUCGGCCACCAUGCUCGCCCUCCAGAACAUGAGCAGUGCCAGCCACCUGGGAACGUCGUCGUCGGCCAGGGACUCGGAUCUCCUCGCUAACAUCACUAACGGCUCCAGCGGAUUGACCAAGACGACUGUAACACCCCCAGGCCUCGAGGCCCUGUCGAACCAGCUCAUCACCCUCACCAACAUUGCUUCGGCCCUCCAGCGUGAAAUGUCAGCGCUUAGCAGGCGCAGCAGAGAUAAUGCUACAGACUUGCUCAGCUUGAAAGAGGCCACCAAUCAGCGCGAUGAGGAUAUUCGCAGGAGUUUGCGAGAGUUGAUUACCGAGGCCAAGUCGAGGGCUGCGCAGAGGGAAGCGUACGGGGGUGGUCCACCGUCGCCUACGUCGCUAAAGUCGCGACCGUUUUCCCUGCCGCGAAUACCUUCACCACAUAGCUUUGGGGCGUCGCUUGAUCGAGAGUCUCUAUUGAGCACACCAUCACUCGUGGCCGAUACAUCGUCCAUUGCUCUCCUCGAAAAGAUCCUUCGCGACAUGGGAACCAAAGAGGGCCAGGAAUCGCUUCUCUCGAGGCUUAACGAACUCGCUCGCCAGCUUUCCGGCUUUUCCACGUCUGAAAAGCUAGAGGAGAUCAUCCGUCUCGUCAAAGCCAACCAGCAGCAUGCUCUUGUGCCAGCUACUGGCGGAGGAGGGAAAGGUGGUGGUGGUGGCGGCGGCGGUCGCAACCACACCUGGAGCUUCAGCGAAGACGAAGACGGCCGAAACUCACGCGUAGGCCGACUCCUCGAAGAAUCCGUAAAUUCGCCAGCUCAAACCCCCGGCUCCCGAGCUACCGAUCCCAUGAACGAUGAAAUCCUCUCUGCUCUGCGCACAGUCAAGGACCACCUGGCCCAAGGCGGCAGCCUCACCAGCGACGUCAAGUCUCUCGUCAAGGAAUUGCGCGGCGAAGUCCUCGGCAUGGGCCAAGAAAUCGGUCGCCGACUAAACGAAGUCUCCUCCAAGUCUCCCCAAGCCCUCCCCGUAGACGACUCUACAAAGGAAGCCAUGAACAAGAUUGUCUCGGACGGAUUGGAAGAGAUGCGUCAGAACAUGGUCAACAUCCACCGCAAGAAGGCGCAAGAGACGGUAGCGGCCGCGCCUCGAAUUGAUUCCAUGAUCGACUACAGGGAGAUCUAUAAUAGCAUGCACUCGCAAGCCAACAAGCCGCGCGUGCAGGAGCUUCGCAGGGAGGAUGCGGUGCAAGAUGCCUUUGAAAAGUACAAGCCUGAAAUCGAAAUCCAGCAGAUUGGAUUGGAAAGGCACGAGGUGCUGGACUGUUUGAAGGAGGGGUUGGGAAUGUACCUGCCAAAGGAAACAGCUUCCAAACAGGAGGUGUUCGCUGCUGUGAACGAAGGGUUUAGCAAGUUUGAGACGGCCUCUCGGGACGAUGUGCUUGAGGCUUGCCUGGAUGAGUUUGACUUCCCGCUUUUGAAAGACGACAUUCUGAGCGCGGUCAGGGAUGGUUUGAGCGACUUCCCCAAGCCCCUGAAGCGUCAAGAGGUGAGCCUCAACAAGUUCGACUUCACUGUUGACAUGGCCGAAGCCGUGCAAGAUGGUGUACGGUCCCUGGACCUGCCAAAGGACAUGCAAACCGCCGCCUUGGAAACAUUCGACUUCUCUUCCACCGGCCCAUCAAGUGAAGACAUGAUCGAUGCCGUCCAGGAAGCUUUCGAAACCAUGGACCUUCCCUGCGAUGUCACACGCGCCGUCGUUAAAGCAUUACAAACCCCCGAAUUCGCACAGCAUAUCGCUUCUUACAUCCCCCGUCCCGAUCUGUCGCGUGUCGACCUUGCUGAUGCCAUCCGCGAAGGAUUCGAUGCGCUAGACAUCUCAGGAGACGUCUUCCGCGCCGUCAGAGAAGGUCUCAAGGAACUGGACCUCUCGGAGUUCUCCGGCUCGCAUUCCAAGGCCCUCGUCCGCCACGGCGCCACCCCCCCUUCUAUCUUGAAGCCCGAAACGGAAGAAAUCAUCGAGCGACUCUACGAAAUCCGCGAUUCUUUAAGGGAUGAGUUCCGCGCCUUCUCAGAAAACAGCAAACCCACCUCCCGUGGUGGUGACGCCGAGCGGGCUACGCCUGAUAUUACCAUGGACGGUUUCGAGAAACUAAGGCAUGACAUCGAAGCGUACGUCGACCGCGCCCGCACCGACGGCAACUCCGACGAUUUGAUCCCGCACAUGACUGAAACGUUGGAGAAAUUUAGGGAGGAAGUGGCGGAGUUAGUGAAGAAGGCUUCUCAGAGCACCAACGAUCUGCUAAGGGAGGAACUCGAAUCACUCCGCGACGUCGUCAACGGCACCUUGGUUCCUAUAACGCCACUGGCGCAGCCCGGCAGCAAUGCCGAGAUUCUCGAAGCCAUUGGUGCUAUUCGUAAGGAGAUGAACACCAAUUCUCAGCACGCCGACGGUACUCGGAUCCUUGAUGCUCUGCAGCAGGGACUCGGUGAUUUGAAGAAGAGUAUUGACAAGCUCGCUAACAAAUCUGGUGACCUCUCGGCUAAUGACGAGAUUCUGGAUGCGCUCAAGGAGGGCCUGAAGGGCCUUAGGGCAGGCGGCGGCAAGAAUGGCGAUCAACCUUCGAAGCAGCUUGGUCAUGGUCAUGCUGAGGAGAUUAGAAGUCUCCAUGCUAUGCUGGGGAAGAAGGUAGAUGCUAUGGAGAGCGGCGCUAGCUCGCCAAAGGCUGCGGCAGGUGCGAAGACUGCUACCAAGACUGAGCUAGGCGAGGUCGAAGCCUUGCUAAAGAAAUUGAUCGACUCCCAGCUGGAGAUCAACCUCUCCCCGCUCGAAGAGACCACUUCGGUUGACACCGCGAUUGGGGGUCUGAGGAAGUCCAUUGAUGAGUGGACCAAGGCAAGAUCGUCAUCCACCGCGCCUAAGCAGCCCGAGCCUGACGAACCUACCGAUCCGGCUACGAAGGAGGACGUUCAAGCUAUUGAGACCAUUCUGAGGAAUACCAAGGACAGUUUGGAUGACUUCGUCAGUGCCCAAGGAGAGCAGGGGGAGAAGGCUAGGAAGGAGCAUGUUGAUGCGCUAGAAACGAAGGCCAGUCUUGGUGAUUUGUCAAAGCAAGUGGAGGAGGAUGUUUCCGCUCUCGAGACGCUCAUCACCAAGAUGACCACCGCCUUCGACGAAAGGAAGACCCGCGACGAGAAAGAAGACACUGGAAAGCUCACUAAGGCCGACCUCGAGGCCGUUGAGGCUUCUCUCCUCACAUCAAAACCCGCCACCAAUGAUGCCACCACCGACUCUACAACAGCCACAGCCAGCCACCCCGACAUGGACAGCAACUUCAAGACGUUGACCGAGAAGCUCGAAGCUCAGGCCGAGGCUACUACCAAGGCAAACGGAGACAUCACCGACCGCGUGUCCGAAUUCCAUGAAGUCAUGAAAGCCAAGCUGGCUGAUGGAGCGAAGGGGGUCCUGACUCCCAUGAGCGAGAUUGUCAAGAAGAAUGCGACGCUACAAGGGGAGCUGAUGGAGCUGUGGGGUGGCAUGAAGGAGGGGUUUGAGGAGGGGCGUACUGGUGCCGAGUUGUUGACCAAGAUGGAGGAGCUUCAGAAGGCGCAGGUCGGCGACAUCAAAGAGACCGGUCAAGUGGAGGAGCUCAAGGCUGUGCUGGAGCCUCUCAGCGGUACGGCUGUGGAGAAGAUGGAGGUCAGCUCCAAGACUGUUUUCGAAAGGGUGGAUGAGCUGGCUGAUGAGAAUCAUCUUGAUACCAAGGCUGAGCAUACCCUUACUCGAGAACAGGUGCAGGAGAUGGCUGGCAAGGUGGACGGUUUGCAGUCUCUUCCCAAGGUUGCCGAGAACGUUCAGGAGGUGCUUGCCCUUCAUUUUGAACACUCCAAAACGACAACGGAGGGUCUACAGACCAAGCUUAUUGACGCCAUGCCCACUAAGCUCGAUAAGCUUGUUGGUCACACCGCUCAACUUGCUGUCCUCGAGGAAGUUCAUGAGCAAGUCAAGAAUACCUCCGCCGAGCUUGCUGGAUUUAUCGCCACCCAGACUCAACGCGCCGACGAGAACAAAAAGAAGAUACUGCAAGAGACCUCCAUUGCUCUUGAGCGCCAGCUUGCUGAAAAGGAGCAAAUCGAGGCUCAGGAGGAAGCCCGCGUCAAGGAGAGCAUCAAUGAUCAGUUGAAGUACCAGUUCUUGGAGAACUUGCAACAGGAACAAGCCCAGCUCAAGUCUACGUUCUUGGCCAACUUGGCUGAGGAGGAGCAUCGCCUCAAGACGCUCAAUGAGUCCCUGAGAAAGGAGCACGAGGAGGCUAAGGCAGAAGAGGAGACGAGGCUGAAGGAACUCAAUGCUUCUCUCAGAGAGGAGCAGGAGACCUUGAAGAAGACGUUCACCACUAAUCUUGAAGAGGAACGCGACCGCCUGAUGGAGAUGAACGUCGCCCUCAAAGAAGAGCACGACACCAUGAAGAAGACCUUCGCCGCUAACCUCCGCGAUGAGCGCGACCGUCUGAUCGAGCUCAACUCCGCCCUCAAAGCCGAGCACGAGUCGCUCAAGCGGAGCUUCCUUGCCGACGAAGAAGCCCGCUUGAAGGAGUCCAACAACGCUUUGCGAGAAGAGCAGCAAGAUAAGUUCCUCAAGAACUUGCGCGAGGAGGAGUCUUUGCUCAAAGAAAAAGAACUUAGGAGCUCUUUCCUUGCCGCUUUCAAGGAGGAGGAGAGGCGUCUCAAGGAGAUCAAUGCCAGCCUGCGAGAAGAGCAGGAAGAAAUGAAGGCUAUCUUCCGCGAAGAGCAGGAGAAGUUGAAGGUGGAUUUGCUCGCUAACCUGAUGGAGGAGGAGUGUCGCCUUAAGGAACGCAACGAGGCACUGCGCAAGGAGCAUGAUAAACUCAAGGAACAGGCUGAGCAGCAGGGUAUCAAGCACAACCUUGUCGAGCUGCGCGGGGAGCAAGAGGAGUUGUCCAGACUUACGGCUGAUUUGUCCUCUCUCGACACUGCCCUCCGGCUCAGAAGAGAAGAGCUCCACGAGAUGGAAACCCGCGCCGAGACGCUCGAGCGCCGCAUCCUCGAAGGCGGCAAACGGUUCACCACCGGCGUUGGCCGUGAGUCAAUGAACCGCAAGCGCGUCCCCUCGCAAAUCGUCGUCUCACGACUGGAUGGGGCAAGACAGCCCACGUCGGCGCUGAACAUGGCUGCUAUCAACGCCAAGACCAGAACCCCUAAGAUGGGCUCGGGUGCAUCGUCGGCGCGGAUUCUCUCUCUCACUCUAUCGGGCGGUGGCAUCAAGCGCAGCAAUAGCGCGGCGGUGGCUGCUCAUCAUGGUGAUGCUGGUACUUCUUCUUCGAGACCCAAGGCUGGAGAAAGAAAGGGCAGUUGGGCGACGACGAGUUCGAGGUCUACGGCGAAGGGGUAUGAGGAUAAAGAGCAUGACGAUGAAGAUGAGGAGGGAUAUGAUACCGCUACUCCGCCUGUUGAUGUGCGCUCCGGGUCGGAUGAGGAUAUGGUGCAUUCCUCCUCCCGCUACGGCGGCGACGACCACAACGAAACCGAAACUGAAGCGGACGAAACAGCUACCUUGCGCAGAUCUUCCCAAGGCACGACGGUCAUCACCUCCUCUUCUCGCUCCGGCCGUUCUGCCCGCUCAAACGAAAGCCAAUACAGCCAGGACCAAGAUGACGACGAUAACUACUCCGACUACGAAACAGGCGACGAUAGUGAAGACGACUGGACCGAGAGGGGUAGUGCCGUCUCGGGCAUGACUGGUACCACGGGCACGACGGGAACAAGCCGCACGGGAAGAAGUAGUGUUUCUGGCCCUCCGUCGGUUGCGCCGAGUGCGAGUGUUAUGAGCGUGGCGAGUAGUAAGAUGAGUAGGGCGAGCAAGAUGAGCAAGGAUUCGGCUAUUUCGGGUAUUCCUAGGGCGAAGCCUGGUGCUGGGAGUGGAAGUCCGAAGAAGGGGAAGAAGGCUGCUAAGUAA
This is a messenger RNA of Neurospora tetraspora, 6657 nucleotides long. RefSeq lists its product as uncharacterized. The record is from RefSeq and is a predicted model, not a curated record. The coding region runs from base 1 to 6657 and encodes 2218 amino acids. Lineage: Eukaryota; Fungi; Ascomycota; Sordariomycetes; Sordariales; Sordariaceae. The transcript is spliced from 46 exons.